Scheffersomyces coipomensis is the source of this 1546-nucleotide messenger RNA. Its product is annotated as S-methyl-5-thioribose-1-phosphate isomerase. The transcript has a single exon. The record is from RefSeq and is a predicted model, not a curated record. Lineage: Eukaryota; Fungi; Ascomycota; Pichiomycetes; Serinales; Debaryomycetaceae. Gene Ontology annotation, molecular function: S-methyl-5-thioribose-1-phosphate isomerase activity. The coding region runs from base 288 to 1508 and encodes 406 amino acids.
CCAUUACGCCAACAUCGAUAAUUUGAAAGAAAAAACCAAAAUAGCUUGUUUGUAUUCGAUACAGUAGUUAGAUCUUAACCUGUCAUACUUAUAAUACCAUAGUACAAACAUAUGUUGUGUAAAUGAACCAAUUUUAACAAUUUAAUUUUGGAAGAUUAUAGUUCACGUGGACCGCAACACCACAGAUUAGGAAUUUAUUUUUCAGCAAAAUAUUUAUAGAUUUUUGAAUAUUUUGAUGCUAAAUCAAAUCAUAUCAGUAACAGCUUGAUCAUUAACCAAACAACAAGAUGUCAGAAAGAACCUUACAAGCUAUCAAAUUCGAUAAAGUAUCUACAACCUUGGAAAUCUUGGAUCAAUUACUUCUUCCUUACUCAACCUCCUACAUCUCUAUAAAAUCAAUUGAGAAUGCAUUUCAAGCUAUCAAAUUAAUGCAAGUUAGAGGAGCUCCUGCUAUUGCUAUUGUUGGAGCAUUUGCCAUUGUUGUUGAUACCAAUACUUAUUUAAAGACUACCACUGAGGGAUCAAGAAAGAAAUCAGUUGAAGACUUGGUUAAGAGUAUUGACUAUUUAAUCACAUCUAGACCAACUGCCGUCAAUUUAUCAAAUGCUUUGAAUGAUAUUAAAUCUUUAAUCACUAAGAGUCACAAACCAGCUGAUCUUGUUGAAGAAGUCAUCUAUAAAAAAAUCUUUGAUUAUUCAGUUGCAUUAUACGAAGAUGAUUUAUCAAAUAACUUUAAAAUUGGUGAAAAUGGUUUGAAUUAUAUCAAAUCAAUUUUAAAAGAAGAAAAAUUCAAAGGUGCUUUUUCAAUUAUAACAAUUUGUAAUACAGGAUCCUUAGCUACUUCAGGUCAUGGUACUGCUUUAGGUAUAAUCAGAUCUACCUAUGAAUCAUUAAAAGAAUCAAAAACAGAUGAAGACUUUUAUCUUGAUCAUAUAUAUCCUUUAGAAACAAGACCUUAUAACCAAGGUGCAAAACUUACCACCUAUGAAUUGGAUUAUGAAAAGAUUCCAUUCACUUUAAUUUGUGACAAUAUGGUCUCAGCAUUAGUUAGAACUUUAAACCAAUCCAAAGCUAUCAAGGCCCUGUCAGCCCCAGUGAAGUUUAUUAUUGUUGGUGCCGAUAGAGUGGUUAAAAAUGGUGAUAGUGCCAAUAAAAUUGGUACUUUCCAAUUAUCAGUCAUUGUUAAUCAUUUCAACUCAAUCCCUAAUUUCAAUAAAAUCAAAUUCAUUGUGGCAGCUCCAAAAACUACUAUUGAUUUGAACACACAAACAGGUGAUGAAAUUGUUAUUGAAGAAAGACCAGCAAAUGAGUUGACAACUCUUAAGGGACCUGUAUUAACUGAAAAUGGAAUCGGUGAAAAGAUAACUGUUGGUAUUGCAACUCCAGGAAUAUCCGUCUGGAAUCCUGCUUUUGAUGUUGCUCCACAUAAUUUAAUAGAUGCAAUUGUCACUGAAGAUCCUAAAGUCUUCUUAAAAGAUGCUUCUGGUCAAUUUCAUUUAACUAAAUAGAUUAGAUUAGAUUAAUAUAUAUUUUUAUUUCUAUGCUA